AUGGGAGCUGAUCAGGAGCAAACGAAGGAAUCUUGCUCUCGAGGCCAGAGGUUGUUCAAGAGGGUCAAGGGCUUAGUGACCAGAGCGAAACCCGCACCCCCGCCCCCGCCUCCGCCCCCGCCCCCCAACUGGAACCCAGGAUGCACACAUGUGUAUGGGUACGUGUUCGGGCAUGUGUCUGAAAGCCAUCUUGAACAUCCCCUGUCACAGCAGGUGCUGGACACAGGGGAGCAGCUGAUGGUCCCCGUGGAUGUCCUGGAGGUGGACAACGAGGGAGCCCUGUGGAAGUUUCUGCUGUCCGGAGCCAUGGCAGGGGCAGUGUCUCGCACAGGCACGGCCCCUCUUGAUCGAGCCAAGGUGUACAUGCAGGUCUACUCCUCCCAGGCGAACUUCAUGAACUUGCUGGGGGGUCUCCGCAGCAUGGUGCAGGAAGGGGGCGUGCGCUCCCUGUGGCGGGGCAAUGGCAUCAAUGUGCUCAAAAUCGCUCCCGAGUACGCCAUCAAGUUCUCUGUCUUUGAGCAGUGUAAGAACUUUUUCUGUGGCGUGCAUGGGUCUCCGCCAUUCCAGGAGCGUCUCCUGGCGGGCUCGCUGGCUGUGGCCAUCUCUCAGACGCUCAUCAACCCCAUGGAGGUGCUGAAGACGCGGCUGACUCUGCGCAGGACGGGCCAGUACAAGGGGCUGCUGGACUGCGCCAGGCAGAUCUUGGAGCGGGAGGGCACCCGGGCUCUGUACCGCGGCUACCUCCCCAACAUGCUGGGGAUCAUCCCCUACGCCUGCACAGACCUGGCCGUCUACGAGGUGCUCCAGAGCCUGUGGCUGAAGUCUGGCAAGGACAUGGCGGACCCCAGUGGCCUGGUCACUCUGUCCUCUGUAACGCUGUCCACAACCUGUGGCCAAAUGGCCAGUUAUCCACUGACUUUGGUGCGCACCCGGAUGCAGGCAGAAGACACCGUGGAGGGCUCCAACCCCACCAUGCAUGGAGUGUUUCGGCGGAUCCUGACCCAGCAGGGCUGGCCGGGGCUGUACCGAGGCAUGACCCCCACGCUGCUCAAGGUGUUGCCCGCGGGGGGCAUCAGCUACGUGGUAUAUGAAGGAAUGAAGAAAACCUUGGGUGUGAGCUGACACCGCUCAGAGCUUCAGGGACUGCGAGACCCAGUGUCCUUAGAUCCCAAAGAAGUCCUCCCAGCCUCGGGCUCCCAGGCAGUUGAGAGGGCUUGGGUUAGACCUCUUGGGUUUCCUCCCCAGGGUACAGCCUGAGUCCUGAGUUUGGACUCCGGUCCGGCUUCUGCUGGUUCGUCCUGGCUCCAAGGCUACAUAGCUGGCGAACGGUCAGACAACUAGGAAUAAAGACGGGGUUCUGCAGGACGCGUCAGGGGUACCUGGGUCUAGCCGAGGAGCUCGGAUCCAGGACGUUGGGAGUAAGAGACUGAAGAGAGCAGAGAAGGUGGCACGGGGGAGGCUGGGACCCCUCGACCCUGGGGAGGUGGAGAGCCUUAGGGAGAAGGGAAUGAUGGGUGGAGCCAGGGAGGUUCUAGAUCCCGGGGGGCG
Perognathus longimembris pacificus (Pacific pocket mouse) is the source of this 1548-nucleotide messenger RNA. RefSeq names its product solute carrier family 25 member 41 (gene Slc25a41). Lineage: Eukaryota; Metazoa; Chordata; Mammalia; Rodentia; Heteromyidae. Gene Ontology annotation, biological process: transmembrane transport. The transcript has 7 exons. The record is from RefSeq and is a predicted model, not a curated record. Bases 1 to 1122 code for a protein of 373 amino acids. Gene Ontology annotation, molecular function: ATP transmembrane transporter activity.